AUGAAAUCACUGUUUAACAUUGUCUUGAUUUUUUUAUUAAUCUAUUGUAUUAGUACUCAUAUUGAUACUUUGCAUUAUACUACUAUUGUCACAUUUGGUGAUUCGACAACUGAUACCGGUAAUGCCUAUCGAAUUUCAAAUCAUACUUGGCCACCUGUACCUCCAUUCAAUUCAAAUGGUGGUUUUGCAGAUGAUCUUCUUUGGAAUCAAAUAUUCACUCAACAAUUAUUACGUAAUGCGACAUUACAAGAUUAUUCUUAUGGUAGUGCUACGACUGAUAAUCAAUUAGUUCAAGGUACAAUGAGUGAUGCUCCAAAUCUAAUUGCUAAUUAUUCAAUUCGAAAUAAUACAAAACCACCGAGUGUUCGACAACAAAUAUCUGAAUAUAUCAAUACAACAAUGAAUGAAAGUAUUGAUUUUGAUCAAACACUCUAUGUUAUUUGGGUUGGUAUCAAUAAUUAUAAUUUUAAUAAAUCCUUAACACCAUUACAAACUGUCGAAAGUAUAAUCAAAUGUUUAAAUCAAUUAAUAUUCUUCGGUGCAAGAAAUUUAGUCGUUAUUAAUGAACCACCAUUUGAUCGAUUUCCAGCAUUUCGAAAUAAAAAUACAACAAAUACAACGAAAUAUUUAUAUCUUCAACAUAAUGAAAUUUUAUUUGAAAAAAUUAAUGAAAUAUAUUUAUCAUUAAAUAGUCGACUUCAUAUUCAUUUAUUUGAUAGUUAUACAUUUAUUUCAAAAAUCAUAAAUAAUUAUGCGAAUUAUAGAUUUGAAAAUUUAGAUAAUUGUUGGGAUACAGAAAGUAAUUCAACUGUUAUAAUUAAAUGUCAAAAUGUAACAAAAAGAAUAUUUACUGAUGAAUAUCAUUUAACAUCAGCAAUGCAAAUAUUAUUUGCAAAAGAAUUUUAUUUUACAUUAGCGGGAUCAAAUUCAACAUCGAAAGGAAUAAGUUUUAUAUCAAUGAAUUUUCAUUUAUUUAUUGUUGAAGUUUGUAUAAUUUUUCUUUUGAAAUAA
Rotaria sp. Silwood1 is the source of this 1011-nucleotide messenger RNA. NCBI's taxonomy places the organism in Eukaryota, Metazoa, Rotifera, Eurotatoria, Philodinida, Philodinidae. The record is from the annotation of a GenBank genome assembly.